Messenger RNA from Trypanosoma theileri, 1071 nucleotides. RefSeq lists its product as uncharacterized. The record is from RefSeq and is a predicted model, not a curated record. The transcript has a single exon. Bases 1 to 1071 code for a protein of 356 amino acids. NCBI's taxonomy places the organism in Eukaryota, Euglenozoa, Kinetoplastea, Trypanosomatida, Trypanosomatidae.
AUGUUUAAGCUUGGUGAGGAUGGAUCAGCUAUCACUUAUCAUGUCCCUGUAAGUCCUUUUGUACCACUUCAGCACAAUAAUGUAGACGUCUCCACAGUGAACCGUCUGGCGAAUUUCAGUAUGCGUUUUGCGAUGGAACAUGGUUGGUGCUUUGAUCAUGGAAAACCUUUUAAUUCUCAAUCUCAUCUGGAGGCCUUUGAUGAAGGCUACGCCGUUGCCAAAGAUGAUGUAACGGUGUUUUUUGCUGGUGUGGAAGCCGAGUUGUGUAAAGAAGUGCCGGAGUUUCAUGCGGAGAUUACACCGGCCUCUAUGUUCUUCUGGGGACAGUUUUGGGUAUCUUUUGUGGGCACAAGCAGCUAUGGUAUCUAUGGUAAACUCUAUUACUAUGAAGCAGGAAAAGAAGAUAGAAAAGAACCUCUUGGUGUCUUUAGAGUUACAGGAGUAACGGUUUCUAAAACUACACGAAAACCAUCACAAAUUCCAGAAAGACGAGCUAAACUUUUACGAGAAACGAUGAAUAAGCAUAAUCCACCGACUCCUUUCCCAAAGGCUGAACGAUUAAAUGUGCGAGAUAUGCUUAAUAUUCCUGGUUUAUUUACAGAUGCCUCCUGUUGCCGUAUUGUAGAUAAUCUUCCCUCUCAUUCCAGUGUGGAUCCUCUUUCUAUAUCAUAUACUCGAAAAUUCAAACUACGUGAAACCGAUAUUGAUUUUAAUAAACAUGUUAAUCAAAUUGCUAUGAUACAGUUGAUUAUCAAUACUUUUCGUUCUGCUUGUGCAGAUGAAACAACCAUAUUUCCUCGUUUGCUGGAUGACGGGGUUGAACCGAUCAUAGGAGAUCUGCUUAUUCGUCGUCUACGCAUUGACUAUAUUCAAGAAAUUCCAAUGUCUCAUGUGGGUGCAUCGGUGGCAUUGUUUUUUCGAGAUGAAGAAUCAAGGGAUACAGUUAUUGCUUCUUCAGUGGGUAACAGAAAAGGUAAAUUGGCAGAGUUAUGUUAUGUUGGACAUGGAUUGCCCAAUAAUAACGGAACUCCAUUUAUUGCAGUUGUUGGGAAGCUAUUUGUUUGGUGCUAA